Sinocyclocheilus grahami is the source of this 385-nucleotide messenger RNA. Its product is annotated as histone H3.3-like. The transcript is spliced from 4 exons. Gene Ontology annotation, molecular function: DNA binding; protein heterodimerization activity; structural constituent of chromatin. The record is from RefSeq and is a predicted model, not a curated record. Gene Ontology annotation, cellular component: nucleosome. NCBI's taxonomy places the organism in Eukaryota, Metazoa, Chordata, Actinopteri, Cypriniformes, Cyprinidae. The coding region runs from base 89 to 385 and encodes 98 amino acids.
AAAUAGAAGCCCAGCCCUCAUGUUUUCAAAUACGAGACACUCCGUGGGGGAAGAGCGUGGUCCAACGAGGUUUGUAGACUGAGAAACAAUGGCUCGUACCAAGCAGACCGCGCGUAAAUCAACUGGAGGAAAAGCGCCAAGAAAACAGCUGGCGACUAAAGCCGCUAGGAAGAGCGCGCCCUCUACUGGUGGCGUCAAGAAGCCCCACAGAUACAGGCCUGGAACUGUUGCUCUGAGAGAGAUUCGUCGUUAUCAGAAGUCAACGGAGUUGCUCAUCCGCAAGUUGCCAUUUCAGCGUUUGGUUCGGGAGAUCGCACAGGACUUCAAAACUGAUCUGAGGUUCCAGAGUGCAGCCAUUGGUGCACUUCAGGAGUCGUGUAAGUAG